Ziziphus jujuba (common jujube) is the source of this 1800-nucleotide messenger RNA. Its product is annotated as DELLA protein RGL1. Gene Ontology annotation, biological process: regulation of DNA-templated transcription. Gene Ontology annotation, molecular function: sequence-specific DNA binding; DNA-binding transcription factor activity. Lineage: Eukaryota; Viridiplantae; Streptophyta; Magnoliopsida; Rosales; Rhamnaceae. The transcript has a single exon. Gene Ontology annotation, cellular component: nucleus. The record is from RefSeq and is a predicted model, not a curated record. Bases 1 to 1800 code for a protein of 599 amino acids.
AUGGAGGAUAUUACCUUUUGUUUUGAGCAGUUCAGCUAUGAUGGAGUUGAAGAUAAACUCGGUUCCACCGAUAAAGAUUUUGAGAGUACAAAAAAAAUCAAUAUUGGGAAAAAUUUUGUGCUUCAUGGCGCAGAAGAUCAGCAGGUAUCAAUAGGCAAUAAUUCCCUCUGUUCUGAUUAUCCCUUUUAUGGAGAUGGCUGUUUACAAGAAGGUUUCCCUUUCUCCAAGCAUCAACAAGAACUGCAACAACAACAACAAUCAAUUUCAGACUGUGGUCUGCUAGAUGAUCUUCAUUUCGAUGCUUUCUCACCGCCACUUCAGACAUGUAUAGAGGAGAUUGAAAAGUUUGGCAAAUUCCCAACUACAAUUCCAAAUGUUGAAGCCAAGAAGGAAAAGGAAAAUCCAUUUCCUUUGGCUGCUCUUGAGCUCUUAAAAAACUAUGGUAGCGGCUUUAAACGAUUGAAUGCAGAAAGGAUUGUUGAGCCAAACAAUGACGCAGCAGCAUGCAUUGAGAUGGAAAACCAGGGACUGUCGACCGAAGAAAUCGUAAGGGUAGCCGGAGCAAGGUUCAUCCAAUACACUUCCCAAGCAGGUGAAGUUCCUUCAAUGCCCAGCCAUCCAUUUGAAUUGUCCUUGUUAGGCCUUUCUCAUGAAGAGAUCAAAGAUGUGGAGCUUGUUGAACUUCUUCUUGCUUCUGCUGAGAAAGUAGGAUGCCAACAGUUCGAACGCGCAAGCAAAUUGCUCAACCAAUGUGACAUCUUGUCUUCCAACACAGGGAAUCCAGUUCAAAGAUUAGUUUACUACUUUUCUGAAGCUCUCCGCGAAAGGAUUGAUCGAGAAACAGGAAGAUUCGCGUUGAAAGGUUUGGGAGAUAAAGGUGCAUUUGAUAUUGAUGAGGCAAUAAUGCCUUUGAACCUCAUCAACCUUGCAUUUCUCACAGGGAUUCCAUUCUGUCAAUUAGUACAAUUUUCAGCAACCCAGGCCAUUUUAGAGAAUGUUUCUGAAGCAAAGAAGAUUCACAUAAUUGAUCUUAGAAUCAAGAAUGGCGUGCAAUGGACAGUCUUAAUGCAGGCUCUAACAUCUCGCAAAGAAUGUCCCCUUGAGCUUCUCAAGAUAAGUGCUGUUGGAACUACUCGUAAGAAUUUAAUUGAGGAUACAGGUAAGAGGCUGUUGAGCUUUGCACAGAGCUUAAAUUUACCCUUCUCCUUCAAAACAGUUAUGGUAAGAGACAUGGUAGACCUCAAAGAAGAUCUCUUUGAGCUUGAUGCCGACGAAACAGUAGCUGUCUACUCGCCGUAUACAUUGAAGUCUAUGCUUCCGCAGCCAAAUACACUGGAGUCUUUAAUGAAAAUGAUAAGAAACAUAAAACCUUGUGUCAUGGUAGUUGCUGAAAUUGAAGGAAAUCACAACUCACCGGCCUUUGUAAACCGUUUUACUGAAGCUUUUUUCUUCUUCGGUGCAUACUUUGAUUGCCUCGAAGCUUUUCUUAAACGGGAUGAUCCUAACCGAAUGAUUGCUGAAUCACUCUACCUCGGUCGGUCAAUUAGUAAUAUUGUGGCUACUGAAGGAGAGAAAAGGCAGACUCGGCAUGUGAAGAUCAAUGUUUGGAGGGCUUUUUUCGCUAGGUUUGGAUUGCUGGAGGCUGAGUUUAGCACAGCAUCUUUAUACCAAGCAAAGCUUUUGGUUAACAGUUCUUCAUGUGGGAGUUCUUGCACAUUUGAUAUGAAUGGAAAAUGCCUGCUGGUUGGAUGGAAAGGAACACCACUUCUGUCUGUUUCUGUUUGGAAAUUCCUUACGUAA